AUGCGGAGACUCCACGAGGCGCUGCUCCUGCUGUCGUUUCUCAGAGUGUCGGUGUGUCUUCAGGUGACUGUCCCUCAGCAGGUGCGCAGCACGGCGCUGUUCGGCUCGGUGAUUCUCCGCUGUGACUUCUCCACCUCUGCAAACCUCCAAGAUGUCAUUGUCACCUGGAGGUUCAAGUCCUUCUGCAAGGAUCCUGUGCUGGAAUACUACACCACAGCAUACCAGUCUGCCCUGCAGUUGGGACAGGACCCAUCAAACGACUGUCCAGAUCGUCAGCGGACAAUUCGCACCGUUAUUCAGAAAAGGGGGAGCAGUGAGCCCACGCUGGGACCAGAGUACCGCGAACGCAAGAUCACCAUCCAAAACAGUGCGGACCUGGUGAUCAAUGAGGUAAUGUGGUGGGACAACGGCGUGUAUUUUUGUGACGUCGACGCUGCAGGAGACACCACCGGAGACUCUGACAAAGAAGUUAAACUCAUCGUCUAUCAUUGGUUAACAGUGUUGGGCAUCAUCCUGGGUGCCCUCCUCCUGAUUAUCCUCUUGUGUGUCUGCUGCUGCCAGUGCUGCCCUCAGAUAUGCUGCUGCUACGUUCGCUGUCCCUGCUGUCCGCAGAAGUGCUGUUGCCCUGAAAAAUUGGUGAUGCAGCAUCGCAUGAUGAAGGAGGCUCAGAGGGCCAUGAGCCCCUGGGUAGGAGGACAGCCAUUAUAUGCGCCAAUGACCGCCUCUUCCCAAAACCCGAUGCUCUAUGCAGGAUCUGUUUCAGGGAAGAGCAUGCCUCUAAAGCCAAUGCCCCUCCCCCCACCUCAGUCGUCAGCGUACAGCAUGCCCGCUCCCAGCGUCAAUGGCUACCAUCCUCCAUCCAACAACACUCACAUGCUUGACUACCUGGAGAGUCAGGUGAAAGGGAUGGACAUGGCCAGUCCUCUGCUGCAGUCCCAGCCACCCCCACCUCCACACAUGCAGCAGUUCCCCCCUCCUGCCCAGCACAUGCCAGUCAGUGUGCCAUUCUCCCCUGGCCCUCCCAGCAUGAUCUCUGCUCUGGAUGAUGGCCCGACAGAGCGGCGCAUCAUCACGCUCCCACCGAUACGAGAGCAACAGGGAAGCAGAUUUCCACCUCCUCCCCCAAAGACGCGCCCCCCGAGCUCCAGUGAGAGUGGGCGCAGCGGGUUCAGCCGACACGACCCGCGGGGAUCUGGAGGGAGACGUCAUCCCGCUCCCACCAAGCCCACAGGGUUUUCCCGCAGCUACAGCCAGGAUUCGUUGGAUGCACGAAGUUACAGCGGGGCGAGGGGAGGCAUGGACCGCCCCCGGUCCCGGUCCAGGGAUGACUUGUUCGACAGUAGAUCCAGAGGAAACUACUCGCCACCGGCGUCACGACAUUCAAGGGGAGGUUCGUGGAGUUCCGAUGAGGAUGUCAGCAGUAGGAGAGGUGGAGGCGGAAGGAGAGGAGGUGGUGGGUGGGGUGACAAGCCUCCCAGCUACACCGAAUACGAGCCUGGACAGAAGCCAGGACAGAGGAGGAACGAACGCUACUCUGGCAAGAGUUCUCGCAGUGGCACCAGCAUCGUCAUCUGAAUCCUCCAGUUGUGAAACUUCCUGUGACCUCUGUUACAGAAAACAUCCACACCUCACUAGCCUUGUUAUUGGGCUACUGGUAAACCUUUUCUAAAAAGCCAUCUGAUGAAGGGAUCAUUGCACAAUGCCUUUGGUGUCUAAAAACAAAUUGGAAAGCUUGGCAAAAGACUCAACAAAUGUGAAAGUGAAAGUUUGAGACAUAUGAAUGAAUCUUCUGUUACAAGUUGUGGAGGUGGUUGGGGAAAUACUUAAUAAUUGAACCAAAAGGUACCUUUAAAAUGACAACAGUUAAAGAGGUCCUUACUGUGACUACUGAACAGAUUUUGGGGUAAUAGUCCCCUCUGGUGGUGUGUCAGUGCCAAGAAAAUAUCCCAAAAGAAUAUAUGCAGUGAAGUUACAUUGAUCUGUAAUCAGGCCUGAAGUUUUCACUUGAAUCUUCAUUUAGCUGUGAUGCAGUUGAGCUUUCAAGCUAUAAAAUCAUAAUGAAGUGCAGAAGAAAUGACAUUCCUUAAAUAAAUUUGAGUUCUUAUUAAUAGCCUCAAAUUUAUAAACCCUUAGAGAUAUAUGAAAUUGGACUUAGGCUAUGUGAAUGCUUAUUUUGGUGUUUAUUUUUUUAAUGAUCUCUUCUGUAAAUAUCUUGUUUAUUUUAUUUGUUUUUUUGUUGUUUUUUUUUUUUAAUAUCCUGGAUGCUUUUAAGGGGCUUUAUUGGAUUUUUUUUUGUCUGUAUUGUAAUGGAAAAACAGUGAACUAGUAACUGCUGUUAAAAUAUGAUAAAAGGUAUCUUAUAGGUAUAGAAACAAUGUAUUAAGAAGUGCUUAUUUAUAUCCAUAAACUAUUUGAAAAUACAUUUUCCAUAGUCUUGACGAAAUAAAUGAAGAAAUGUCAAGAUUGUGGCAGACCGUGAGUUUUUAUAGUCAGAAUUUAAAAUAUGUUCUGUUUUGCUUUUUUUGUGCACUCUUCCUGAAACUACCCUCAUCGCGCUUUUCUAAGCAGUGCAGUCUAUUUGUUUAUUGAAAUGAUUGUGAAUAAACUUUUGAUCUUUUGGGUUUAAUAACGCUGCUUUUCCCCAUUUAACUCACUGAAGGAUGCUGUUUGACACAAUGCCAUGUGAGGUUUGAUUGAACACUAAUAUCACAUAAGGUCUUUAAUUCAGGAGCGUUGGUCUAAAUUCAACACACAAGCACAGAGUAUUGCAUUAGGUUCAUACCAUUAGUUUGGCAUAAUCAAAAUAUAUUUGAUCUUGCAUUUGGAUUAAAGAUGAAAAUGAAGUGAUCAAUACAUGUUUUAUUAGUUGAGCUAAUAAAAUGAGAUUUUUUUUUGCAAUGG
Molecule: messenger RNA, 2901 nt
Organism: Salarias fasciatus (jewelled blenny)
Lineage: Eukaryota; Metazoa; Chordata; Actinopteri; Blenniiformes; Blenniidae
Gene: ildr1a
Product: immunoglobulin-like domain containing receptor 1a
Exons: 9
Coding region: 1-1575 (524 amino acids)
Cellular component (GO): plasma membrane
Molecular function (GO): high-density lipoprotein particle receptor activity
Source: RefSeq, a predicted model, not a curated record